Belonocnema kinseyi is the source of this 3644-nucleotide messenger RNA. It is a transcript of the gene Dgk, whose product is annotated as diacylglycerol kinase 1. The transcript is spliced from 19 exons. Gene Ontology annotation, biological process: intracellular signal transduction; diacylglycerol metabolic process; lipid phosphorylation. Gene Ontology annotation, cellular component: plasma membrane. The coding region runs from base 295 to 3042 and encodes 915 amino acids. NCBI's taxonomy places the organism in Eukaryota, Metazoa, Arthropoda, Insecta, Hymenoptera, Cynipidae. The record is from RefSeq and is a predicted model, not a curated record. Gene Ontology annotation, molecular function: ATP-dependent diacylglycerol kinase activity; calcium ion binding.
UGCGCUUCGUCUGACGAAGUUUUCGUCAAACGUCAUUAUAAAAAAGAAUUCAUUGACAGUGACGAUCGUCAACGUGGUUUCGCAGAUAGGUUGAUCUUCCUCAAGGGCCGAUCCUCUCAAUUCUCUUGCCACCCCAUCUGGUCACAACCCCUACCCUUGGGCGGAAAAGUUCCAAGCUCGUGAAAAAAGUGCAGUGCAAACAAAAUUACGUGAUGUACUGGAAAUGGUGACAAAGACUCUAGAGAACAUAUGUCUGGGUCUAUUUCUUCCAGAUCACGUUAAACGGAAGUAAGAAUGUCCCUUCAUUGGGAAAAACUUUCCCCGGCCGAGUUUCAGCAGCUGCAAGACUUAGCAGCUUACUCUACUAAAAAGCUUCAGGAUGUUCUCACUGAAUUCUGUGGCACUGCCACAACACCUGGUAGUCUUGCAAAAUAUCAUCCGGAUGGGGUGAGUUCAUCCCAUCUAUUGUUAUGCAACAACUCAGACAUCGACUAUGAUGGGUUUCGUAAAUUUCUCGACACCUACCUUGAAGUUACCACUCCCGACGAGCUUUCUCGACAUCUUUUUUUAUCAUUCGUCAAAAAAGGACAUCGAGGAAUUGAUGGCAAAGCUCUCAAGGAGAUGGCAGUACUGUCUUCCACGACGGCGUGUGCGGCAAUUACAUCGCAUACAACGUCCUCGAGUAACGUGAAUAGUACUGGACUACCUGGAGGAACUUCUACUGAAAGUCAUGGUUCAUCUUUUGCCGAUAAAAUCCACGGACUCACGGAAAAACUUCAAGCCCUUGGGCAUCACAGGACAGACAGCGAAGCUUCUGCAAAAGCGCGAACAGGUAGCGUGCAUCCGACAUUGACAGUGGCUCACACGUCCUACAGUUGUCACGAUGUACUAGAGAAGAAGAGCACGGAGAGCAGCCCCAGUCAUAGUCAGAUGUCACGAAACUCCUCCAGAAAGUCAAAUAAUUCCCUUCUCGUCAACAACGGAAAAUAUGAAGAUAUGAGGCACCUUGUUAGAAAACAAAGCACAAUAGACGUUCAUUCAGUCAAAGUCAGUUUGAAAGAUAUCGUAUGUUAUCUUUCGCUCCUGGAAGCUGGGACGCCGGAGGACAAAUUAGAAUUCAUGUUCAGACUCUACGACACGGAUGGCAAUGGAGUUCUCGAUACAAAUGAGACGGAUUGUAUCGUUAACCAGAUGAUGAAUGUUGCCGAAUACUUGGGAUGGGAUGUCUCGGAACUGAAACCGAUUCUAGAGGAUAUGAUGGUAGAGAUAGAUUACGAUGCAGAUGGAACGGUCUCAUUGGAGGAAUGGAAGAGGGGUGGGUUGACGACAAUCCCUCUUCUCGUUCUCCUGGGUUUGGAUUCUCAUGUCAAAGAGGAUGGAAAUCAUCUCUGGAGACUGAAACACUUUAGCAAACCAGCUUACUGCAAUCUCUGUCUCAACAUGCUAGUCGGCCUUGGCAAAAAAGGACUUUGUUGUGUUUUUUGCAAGUACACUGUCCACGAAAGGUGUGUCCAGAGAGCACCAGCAUCUUGUAUAGCAACAUAUGUAAAGAGCAAAAAGACUUCGCAAAUGAUGGUCCACCACUGGGUCGAGGGGAACUGCCAUGGAAAAUGCUCAAAAUGUAAAAAGACAAUAAAAAGUUAUAAUGGCAUCACAGGCCUUCACUGUCGUUGGUGUCAAGUGACACUUCACAAUAGAUGCGCAUCCCAGGUACGAGCUGAGUGCAACCUGGGAGAACAUGCAGUCCAUAUACUACCACCCACAGCUAUUUGUCCUGUUGUUCUGGACAGACAAAGAUCGCUUUCGAGGGAUAGCAAAAGGGGAAGCAAAUACGGCCAAGAUUCGUCUUCAGUCAGUUCUGGGGGCUUUCUCACGUGCAAUUCCUCGACAAAUCAGCAGCCAGCCAUGUCUUUUCAAAUUACACCACCACCGGGAACAUUACCGCUCCUGGUGUUCAUAAAUCCAAAAUCAGGCGGAAGGCAAGGAGAGAGAAUGCUAAGAAAGUUUCAGUACAUUUUAAAUCCUAGGCAAGUUCACAAUCUAGCUGUCGGAGGUCCUAUGGCAGGUCUCCAGCUAUUUAAGGACGUUGAAAAUUUUAAAGUCAUCUGCUGUGGUGGAGAUGGAACCGUAGGAUGGGUUCUUGAAACAAUGGAUCGUGUACAGUUUGAUAAUCAACCAGCAGUGGGUGUAAUUCCUCUUGGAACAGGAAACGAUUUAGCAAGAUGUCUUCGAUGGGGCGGUGGUUACGAAGGAGAAGCUAUUUACAAAGUUUUGAAGAAAAUAGAAAAAGCAACUCCUGUGAUGAUGGAUCGAUGGCAAAUAGAGGUCACGGAUCAAAAAGAGGAGAAAAAACCAAAUCAGGAUAGUAUCCCCUACAAUAUCAUAAACAAUUAUUUCUCGGUGGGCGUUGACGCUGCGAUUUGUGUCAAGUUUCACCUCGAAAGAGAGAAGAAUCCUGAAAAAUUCAACAGUAGAAUGAAAAACAAGCUUUGGUAUUUUGAGUACGCCACCACGGAGCAAUUCGCUGCCAGUUGCAAGAAUCUUCACGAGGAUCUCGAAAUUAUCUGUGAUGGCGUACCUUUGGACUUGGCACACGGUCCUUCCCUUCAAGGUGUGGCUUUACUAAACAUUCCUUUUACUCAUGGGGGUUCAAACCUCUGGGGUGAACAUCAUACGAGGCAUCGACUCGCAAAAAGAAAGAGCAAGAGACCUGACAAGGAAUUGAGUACAAGCAGUUUCAAUUCUGUGGAUCUCACUGUUGCAAUCCAAGAUAUAGGAGAUAAUCUCAUCGAGGUGAUUGGACUGGAGAAUUGUUUGCACAUGGGUCAAGUUAAAACUGGACUUCGGGCUUCCGGUAGAAGAUUAGCUCAGUGUAGUAGUGUUACCAUUAAGACUUUCAAAAGAUUCCCCAUGCAAAUCGACGGCGAACCCUGGAUGCAAGGCCCGUGCACAAUUCACAUAACGCAUAAAAACCAAGUUCCGAUGUUGAUGGCACCACCUCCCGACAAAAGAAAAGGUUUCUUCCAUUUCCUGAAGAGAUGAACACGUAAUUUGAGACGCGCGAAUCGCGUCCAUCCACUCGAUGAGAUCUGAGCUUUUUCCCUAGUUCCCGUCUAGUCCAGCCAUCACCAAAAUAGCCACGUUCGCCUAUCAUAUAUUAUUACAUUAUGAAACACAUUACUCAUUUUAGACAUAUAUACCAUAUGUGCGAAGCGAAAACUUUCGUACGUCCGUAAUAAUUCUUUUAGCGCUCUUAUGAGUUGUCUUUAAGAGACCGUUAAAUCGAGUAGAAAUGUCUUUAUGUACAGUAUUUUCGAGAUUAUAUUCGAGGUUGUAGGAUUAUUAGACGCGUGAUAGUUAGUCGGAAGGCUCGUUUUCAAUUUCGUAACAAAGAAAAAUCAUUAUUUCAGAACUACAGUAAGAAAUCCCGCAGGAAAUUACUGCAUUUAUUAAUGUUAUAGGUAAUUAGUUAAAUUAGAAGUCCGGAUGAAAAUCUAGGGAAUGAACUAAACGCGGGUGUGUAGGAAAAUCGUUGAUUUUGAUAUGGGGCUAUUCAGAAGUUACGUCACGCUUCCAGGAAGUGCGGGUUAACAGUUUAAAAAUUAAUUUUUUUUAUCUGAAAAUCUUACUAUUCUAUUAAUUGC